AUGCCAUCGGCCGAUGAUUCCACCUCCUCUCGACCCAACGGGACUAGCUCGAGCCGGGAUGAGCUCGCAUACUAUAAGAAACAGUAUGAACAGCUAGAAGCAGAGUUGGCCGACUUUCAGUCCUCUAGCCGUGAAUUGGAGGCGGAGCUGGAGAAGGACAUUGAGGCAUCUGAAAAGCGGGAGCGUCAGUUGAAAGAGAAGGUGGACAACUUGAGAUACGAGGUCGACGAGUGGAAGACCAAGUACAAGCAAUCCAAAUCAGAAGCCAACACCGCUCAGAAUACCCUGCAGAAGGAAAUAACAACACUACGAGAUGCCAAUCGGACUCUACAGUUAAAAUUACGUGACAUCGAAGUAGCGAACGAUGACUAUGAACGCCAGGCCCGUCAUACGACUUCAUCCCUGGAGGAUUUGGAGUCGAAAUACAACAUUGCGAUUGAGAGAAGCGUAUUGCUAGAGGAGGAGAUCAAAAUUGGAGAACAGGAACGAGAGAAUCUACGAAUUGAGAAUCAGCAUCUUCGUACUGAACUAUCAGAGCUGAAGGUCGAAACUGAGAUUGUUCACGAGAAACUCCGGAAUGCGGAAUCACACGGUGGCCGACGCAGGAAGCCAGCUCCUUUGCAUCGCACCCCAUCCACACCACAGACUCCAGAAAUAUUCGACCGUUCUCCAGGACCAUCGACUGUAUCAUCUCCUAUUUUUACUACACCAAUGAAGACAUCACUAAUAGCCGCGGCUGCAACCCCGCCGUCGCCGCCGAUAUCCGAGUCGUCCACCAGUAUGCGCAAGUCCAUCAAUGCGACUCCUGGGUUUCCUCGACAGAAAGCUUCUGGUUCCGAGGCAUAUAGCUCUCGAUCUUUGCAUGGCUUCCCUCGGCAGAAGGCUUCUGGCUCCGAAUCAUACAAUUCUCGAUCUUUGCACGGAUCCAGGACUCAGAAACUCUCCCACGCACACUCUCGCGCAGCGUCCUCGGCACAUAGCAAUGGCCGUUCGACUUCAUCGGCUACUUCCCGCGCGAGCCUAUCCAAGCCCAGCCCCGGUCUCUCCAAGCCUAGCCCCAGUCUCUCCAGGCCCAGCCCGAGUUUUUCCAGAUCCAGUUCGAGUCUAUCCAAAUCUAACAACAAUAACAACAACACCCGGUCAUCCGGGAUGCCCAAGUCGGGAUCCUUGUAUCAAAUUCGCGGUCUGAUUGGCAAAAUGCAGAAACUGGAAGAAAGGGUUCAAUCGGCCAAAUCCAAACUCCCGGCACCCUCUGACUCGCCGUCUCGGGUCUCUUCUCGCUCCGGGUCCAUAGUUAGUGAGAGUCCUGUUGCUUCCACGAUUACUGUUCGCAGGGAACCUCGUAAACGAUUGAGUGGUAGCAGCUUCAGUUCCUCAAUUCACGGUGACGGUGUCUCAUCAUAUGUCUCAACUAGUCGACCGUCGUUUAACAGUCGGCCGAGCAGCCGCACGAGCUACUCUAGUUCGUUCAGCCACAGCACACACCCUAGUAUUGCACCUUCGACUCGGCCUGAAAGUCGUCAGAGCCGGACCAAAACGCCACUGGGACAUUACUCGACAAAUCCAACCACUGAAAGUCGGCGGCCGCGAUCAUCGCUUAGCAAUCCGGCGGGACAAAAUGUACCCAUAAACGGCAUGUCCCACAUUGACGAAGAUGAAGAUCUCUCCCUGCACAUGUCUAUGCGGGCAAAGAUCAGUGAGGCCCGCGAGACUCGUCUUCCUUCGUUCUCCACCCCCAAUGGGCUCAAGAAGCGCACACCAAGCGGAAUCCCCUCCAUCCCUGCACCUCGAAGCCUUCGCACUAGCACGGGACUUGAUCGACGGGAGGGUCGCAUGGGGCCGCCCGAUUCGAAGACUAAGACCACCACCGAUUUGGGCGAAACUUUCUAA
Aspergillus bombycis is the source of this 1890-nucleotide messenger RNA. RefSeq names its product nuclear distribution protein NudE (gene nde1). Gene Ontology annotation, cellular component: centrosome; kinesin complex; kinetochore. Gene Ontology annotation, molecular function: microtubule binding. NCBI's taxonomy places the organism in Eukaryota, Fungi, Ascomycota, Eurotiomycetes, Eurotiales, Aspergillaceae. Bases 1 to 1890 code for a protein of 629 amino acids. The record is from RefSeq and is a predicted model, not a curated record. The transcript is spliced from 2 exons. Gene Ontology annotation, biological process: establishment of mitotic spindle orientation; centrosome localization; vesicle transport along microtubule.